AUGGCCAUCUCCGCAGAUGAUGCGCCGAAGCUGGCGGGAAGUGUGAUCGCCUUGACUUCCCUUGCCCUGAUCACCUAUUCCUUGCGGGUAUAUUGUCGAGUCAGCAGGAGACUGUGGGCGGCGGAAGAUUGGAUCAUGACAGCAGCAGUGUUUUUCCUGAUAUUCGAGGUCGGCUAUUGUGCCGCCAUUAUUCCAAUCAAGCUCAGCAUCAGCUGGAUGCUGAUCCGAAUCGCUGAAGGGCGAAAGCUCUAUAUAUACAUUCAGUAUAUCAUUAUCGCUCUCUUUACGAUUAUGAACGUCAUAGCUUUGAUCUUUAUUCUAACUGACUGUAUUCCAGUUGAGGCUGCCUGGGACAAGAGUCUUCUAAAAAAUGGUGGACGCUGCCAACCUCCUCAAGUUUUGGCAGAUGUUUACUAUGCUUGCACAGCUGUCAACAUUACUACAGACUGGGUGACUGCCCUAAUGCCAAUCCCCCUGCUCUGGAACGUCCAGCUCGGCCGUAACAGCAAGCUGUCCGUCAUGGGUCUGAUGAGCCUUGGUAUCUUAGCCUCACUUUCAGCAUGCGUCCGGCUCAACUACACAGUCAACCUCACCAAUCAAGACGAGUUCCUAUACGCCGUAGCCAAUGUGGUGAUCUGGGGAUUUGCCGAAAAUGCCAUCGGCAUGACGGUUGGCAAUAUUGCAACUCUGCGCCCCUUGUUUCGCACACUCUUUGAGAGCACCGGCAGAUCCGGCUACAGCAGCCGUCCCUCGCGACUCGAGUCUGGGUUCGAGUUGAGCCAGCAGGGAAAGGGCACCGCGGCAUAUACAUAUACAACCACCCUCACCGAGGUCAAGGGGGCGCAGGCUCAGAGCGGCAGAGAGAGUAAAGACCAGGACAGUCAAUUGAGCGACAGUGAUAGCCAGAAGAUGAUUCUGGAGGGAAACAAAACGGGUCAGGGUAACAAUAUUAUGGUCAGCCGGCAGGUCAAUGUGUCAUAUGAGUGA
Molecule: messenger RNA, 987 nt
Organism: Aspergillus nidulans FGSC A4
Lineage: Eukaryota; Fungi; Ascomycota; Eurotiomycetes; Eurotiales; Aspergillaceae
Exons: 5
Coding region: 1-987 (328 amino acids)
Cellular component (GO): membrane
Source: RefSeq, a predicted model, not a curated record